AUCACUCAUUAGGACAGUACUUGGAGAGAUUCGUUUGGGUGGAAGGAUGUUUUAAACGCUUCUCUUUUCUUGCUUCUUUCCCGUGUCGUUCGGGGACCUUUCCAUCUUAGUUUUGCUAACCUUCCGCUGGAGAUGGAGUAAUUAGCCGCCGGUGUGGCAGAUGUUGGAGCGAAACAGAAUCUGCUUCCCCAGAAAGGAGAUGUGUGCAGAGUCUUUCUCCUCUAAGAUAGAAAUGGUGAGUGUGGGAGUAAGCACAGAACCCUGCCAUGCCAGGUGGGAGGUAGAGACAAAUGAAACUGUUCUACAGCGGCGGCAAAAGCAGAUAGAUUAUGGCAAGCGCACACGUGGUUACCAGUGCUUUCUGCAGCAGGUCCCCAAGGCACAACGACAGCCAGGACUUCACCCUCAAACGCCAAACAAGAAGAGGAAGUACAGCCGUCGCUCCUGGGAUGCCCAGAUCAGACAGUGGAGAAGAGUCCUACAUUCCUGGGACCCCCCCAGACAGCCUCUGCAGGACAGGGGAGGAAUGGAACAUCUCUUACAUCCAAUGGGUUCCACUCCAUUGGAUGGCCUCCUGGAUGACUGGUUCCAGGCCCUGGAACCCUCAGAGAAUCUGGAUGGAGACCAGAAGGGAGCCCAGUCUGCAAACUUCAUGGCUCCUGCCUCCCCCCUUCCCUGGCUCUGUGAGGAAGAUCCCUACAACUGGCUCUACUUUCUAGCUGAUGACAGUUACUUAUCUGUCCCAGACAUGAGUGGGACACAAAAUAUUUAAAGAAAACAGAUGUUUUUCAGGGGACUUGUUGCUACGUGUAAUAGUAAAGAUUACCCACAAGACUGCUACUUUCCAAUCAAUUAAAAAAGAAAUC
Messenger RNA from Manis pentadactyla (Chinese pangolin), 866 nucleotides. RefSeq names its product oocyte-specific histone RNA stem-loop-binding protein 2-like. The record is from RefSeq and is a predicted model, not a curated record. Gene Ontology annotation, molecular function: histone pre-mRNA stem-loop binding; mRNA binding. Bases 161 to 772 code for a protein of 203 amino acids. The transcript has 6 exons. NCBI's taxonomy places the organism in Eukaryota, Metazoa, Chordata, Mammalia, Pholidota, Manidae. Gene Ontology annotation, biological process: mRNA 3'-end processing by stem-loop binding and cleavage; mRNA transport. Gene Ontology annotation, cellular component: histone pre-mRNA 3'end processing complex; cytoplasm.